AACAAAUAAUAGUAAACUAGUUCAAAAUAGGAGACAACAUAUAACAUAAUAUAAAAACAAAGACAAAUACAAAAACAACCUGAGAGUAUUCAAAGAGAGUGUUCCAGAGAGAAAAAAUGGUGCUUUGGGAGAUCACGUUGGGGACUGCGUAUUUCUUGGGACUCAAGCGAACCUACAGGCUCGCUCUCAAGAUUCAGCGCAAGGUUGUUAGCCCUAAACACCCCAAGAUCCGCCAAUUUCUUCACAGACGAACACAUGCCGUAUUUGAUGUAGCACUCAAGGUUCAUCAUAACAUACAAGAGAGGGACAUAGAAGUUGGUCGGAAUCUUGGUAACUGGAUUCUGCGAUGGCUUGACCGUAUGAAACCAUCAGCUCAGAUUCGCGGUCCCUCUCCUGGAAAUCCUCCCAAUGGUGCUAGCUCAAGCUUGAGCAUGACAAAGCAGGUAAAUGCCUCCAAUCUGAAACCUCCUGGGGGUUCUCAAAUAUCCAGAAAUCAGGAUUCUGCUAGGCAUCUUUUUACCUCAGCGAGAAAUAUUUGGCCUAAGCCUUUCACAUCCAUUUCAAUGAUGAUGCGAUCACCAAAGACUGCUGGGAGUAUGACCCAGUAUAGACAUUUCUCUGGGCCAGAAAUGUUGAGAUCAAGUUACAUGAGAAGUUGGACAGAAGGUCUCCGGACGGACAUAAGGCAGUGGAUGAUACACAACUAAAGUUGCAGCUCUUUAGUGGUUUUCCAGGAGAUAAGACUUUUGGAACUGAACUAUGGAAGAGGUUGUUUUUCAGGAUUGACUGAAUGGAAACAGUGCAGUAGAUGCAACUGAUGGCUUGAACGUGCUUUGGUUCAUUGCCUCAUGAAGGUUUUUGUUUUUUUUGGUACCCUUGUUCUCUGCCAGCAUUUUGUAUAGUAGUUUUUUUUAAGAACUCGCAGUUGCCUGAGAUCAGAGAUGGCUUCUUGUUAUUUAAUAAAACGAAAGACAUGGCAAUACUCUUUAUGAA
Messenger RNA from Quercus robur (English oak), 993 nucleotides. RefSeq lists its product as uncharacterized. The coding region runs from base 117 to 707 and encodes 196 amino acids. The transcript has 2 exons. NCBI's taxonomy places the organism in Eukaryota, Viridiplantae, Streptophyta, Magnoliopsida, Fagales, Fagaceae. The record is from RefSeq and is a predicted model, not a curated record.